ACAGAGUCGUAAAGCCAGAAAGUGCCAGACAUGUGCCUGUGUGCCAGAAACAGAGUAUGAAUGACGGCACCUAUGUAACCACAAAGAGUGUAAUCCAUAUUACAUUAUACAUACUAGUCUGUGGUGUAAAUUGUAAUCACUAAUCAGUCACUCGUCACAAAAAAUAGAACUUGAAAAUAAAUAAUAAUUAAUAAUCGUAUCGUGGUUUUUACCUAGGUGGUAGAUCUCAUUAAUCAUUAUCCAAUCUCAAUUCUCAGAAUAUUGUAGAUAUAUGUAUAAAAUGCCUUUCAUUAUGGUUAUUGACUGAACAGGGAAGCUUUAUUAGAAUAAUUAAUUUAUAAUGGAUAUUGUGUUGGAAGAGGAGAAUCCUUUAAAAAUAGAAAUUCAAUCAUCAACCAAAGCUGCAAUAGGUUUUAAAAACAAUGUUGGCAGGCCAACUAAGAAAAACGAGAUACUGUUUAGUACCCCACCAAAAUCCAUCAUAAUAUCUCAGUUAUUGCACAAAGAAAAAAAAUUAAAAGUAAAAGAUGAUCUAAAUGAAACCAAUGUUUGUACACAUGAAAAUGUUUUGGCAGAAAAAACUGUUAAGCCAGUGAAAAAAUGGACAUGUGAAUAUUGUUCAGGAAGAAUAUUUUACAAGAAAAGCGAAUACAAAAAACAUUUUAAAACACAUACAGUGUACAAAUGUGAUUACCAAAAUUGCUCUUAUUCUACAAAGUUUACUUCAAAUCUAAAAACACAUAAAAGAAUUCACACGUCUGAUUACCCAUAUGUUUGUGAUGAAUGUACAUUUAGGACAAAAUUCAUAAAUUCAUUAAAGACGCACAAAAGACUGCAUAAUAGAGAACUGCCAUUUGCUUGCCAAUACUGUGAAUAUAAAUGUAAUAGUGGAUCUAAUCUAAAAAAACAUUGUACUCGUAAACAUACCAAAUAACAGUGAUGAGUUCUCAACCCUCACAAUUUUUUAAACAUUGUAAUUUUAGUCAUUUCAAUGUACAGAUUAUACUUUAAGGAUAUUUUUAACCAGUAUGCAGUUAUUUUUUGUGAUUUUGUAUCGCUAUUAGAACACAUUUCCAUUAAUGUAUUCUGUAAGUACUUUUCUAUCACUGACAUCAAGGAUUACAUAUUCUAAUUUUUUUUAAUGAGAUUUUUUACCGGUUUAAAACGGCACAGUAACCAGUGUGUCAAAGAUAGGUUAUAGUAGUAUAACACAGAGCGGUUAUAGCAUGAGCAUAAGCUAUUACUAGUCUUUAUGCACAUGUUCUAACUGACCAUACACAACUACAGAUGGCAGCUCAUAGCAUAAGGGAUAAUUUAUGAUAGACCAUGCGAGGCCCAAGCAUACCACAUUUGAGGCACUUCCAACGCGUCGACAACCUAUGGAUUGCAAUUUUGUAUGAAGAAACGUAACAUGUACAAGGCUUGGACUAUUUUAUUUAAAGUUAUGUAACAAAAUUGCAGUAAACCAAAUGUGAGCAGUAUGAUAAAACAUCAUACUGUCCUAAAUUUAAUUUACUAUGCCACUACAAAAAUUUAAUCAUUUUUAGGCCAAUUUGAAUAAUUUCUGUAUUCAAGGUAAAAUGUUAAACAAAGAAUACAUGUUCAUUAUUAUAAUAUUGAUCAGGUAUAACAUCAAUGGAAUUAGAUUUAGAGAGAGAAUUGAAAUUUGUGCACUGGUUAAAAAUGUAUCCUGUAUUGUAGAUCAGGAAUUAAAAAAAAGAUAAGUACAUUAUAUUUCUAA
Messenger RNA from Maniola jurtina (meadow brown), 1741 nucleotides. Its product is annotated as zinc finger protein 155-like. Lineage: Eukaryota; Metazoa; Arthropoda; Insecta; Lepidoptera; Nymphalidae. The transcript is spliced from 2 exons. The record is from RefSeq and is a predicted model, not a curated record. Bases 341 to 934 code for a protein of 197 amino acids. Gene Ontology annotation, cellular component: nucleus. Gene Ontology annotation, biological process: regulation of transcription by RNA polymerase II. Gene Ontology annotation, molecular function: DNA-binding transcription factor activity, RNA polymerase II-specific; RNA polymerase II transcription regulatory region sequence-specific DNA binding.